Messenger RNA from Triplophysa rosa, 1230 nucleotides. RefSeq lists its product as uncharacterized. The coding region runs from base 4 to 1230 and encodes 408 amino acids. Lineage: Eukaryota; Metazoa; Chordata; Actinopteri; Cypriniformes; Nemacheilidae. The transcript has 2 exons. The record is from RefSeq and is a predicted model, not a curated record.
AACAUGGCGACGCACAGUCGUUCAUUACAGGUCUGUAUUUUGGCUUUGAGAACGUAUUUUAACAUCCAAAGUAAUUUGAUCAAGCGUCUUUAUGCCAUUCAAAGAGAAUGCCACAGACGACGUCUACGUUCAAGACAACAGAUAGCCUUGGUGAUCAUGAGGAGACGAAGAGCUGUUAUGUGGGCAUAUCCACGAGAGCAAAAAUGGUGGGACAACGUCGUACCUGAAUUCAGCCUAGCGCAGUUCAUCCAGAACUUCAAAGUAUCGCGGAAGACCUUUGAAUACAUCUGCUAUCGUCUCAAGCACUUGCUGCAAAAAAGAAACACUAAUUUCCGCUUGUGCGUGCCUGUGAGGAAACGAAUCGCCAUCGCCCUCUGGAAGCUGGCCACCGGCAGCGAGUACAAAAGCGUGAGCCAUCUUUUCGGGGUUGGCCUGAGUACCGUCUUCAACUGCGUGCAGGACUUUUGCAAUGCAGUGCUUAGAGUUCUUCUGCCUGCACACAUCAAAUUUCCAGAUUCUAGAAAGCUGGUGGAGAUGGCAUAUGUCUUCGAAACCCGCUGGAGAGUGCCACAGUGCGUUGGCGUGAUCGAUGGAAGCCACAUCCCCAUAAUAGCGCCCGAAGAGUACCCCCAUGACUACAUCAACAAAAAAGGGUGGCACUCAAUAGUACUUCAGGCAGUCGUGGAUGCAGAAGGACACUUCUGGGAUCUAUGCGUUGGCUAUCCUGGCAGCGUGCACGAGGCGAAUAUCCUGAGACGUUCUUAUCUAUGGGACAAGCUGAAUGAUGGACAGCUGUUGCGCCAAAACACAGUAAGCCUCUCAGGUUGCGAUGUUGGACAUUACCUGAUCGGUGGCACAGAAUACCCCCUGCAAAACUGGCUCAUGAAGCCGUUUUUAGACACAGGGGACUUAACCCCACAGCAACAAAGGUGCAAUUCCAGGUUGAGAUGUGCACGGUCAGUCGUGGACGAGAGUUUUGAGAGGCUAAAGGGACGAUGGAGGUGUCUCUUGAAAAGGAAUGACUGUAAACUGGAGAUGAUAAAGAAGAUGGUUAUGACCUGCUGCGUGCUGCACAACAUCUGUGAGGAACGUGGGGAUGAAUUCAGCGAGGACCUUUCAGCCAUGCAUGUGAACAUGCAGCCCCCUGUCCAGCCAUUACGUGAGCAUGGACAACCAGAAGGAACUGAAGUUCAAUCUGCAUUAUUAGGCCACUUUAACAGACAGGAGUGA